This is a messenger RNA of Geodia barretti, 1071 nucleotides long. NCBI's taxonomy places the organism in Eukaryota, Metazoa, Porifera, Demospongiae, Tetractinellida, Geodiidae. The record is from the annotation of a GenBank genome assembly.
AUGGCAUCCUACCUUUGUGAAGUAGGCGACAAGGAUGAAGUUUGCAUCGUCUACCACGAUGGAAAUAUUGUGCAGGCAACCAAAAAUAAUGUACUAACCUUGACACCCGAAUGGUCGCCCGAUGGGAAUUUCAUCGCAUUCAGUGCCAAUGUACGCGGUGGCGAGAACUUUGACCUAUUUCUAAUCGAUAUGACCGAUCCACAGAAACCAAAGGUGUCAAAUUUCACAGGAGACGCACUUGGCGUCAAAUUGAAUGAACCCAAAUGGGCACCAGCAGGCGACCCACGCAUCCUUGUUUAUGCAACUACUCUGCCAAAUGCUGACAACUGGGAUGUGGGUCUGCUAACGUUAGAUGCAAAUGGCGCAGCGGAUGCCUUGAUCAAUAUCACAAAUGCAGACGCGGAAGGGGUAGGCCAAGAUCAGAACGGUUCAUGGUCCCCAGAUGGAACCAAGAUUGUCUUUCAGGGCGAACGCAACGACAAACUGAACGGCAAGAAACAGUUUGACAUAUUUAUAGCGGACGCAGAAAAGAAGGGGGCUGGAAAAAAUCAGGUUAAUCUCACCAAUAAUGAACAUCCUGACCAGAAAGCACAGUGGUCCCCGGACGGGACAGCUGUUAUAUUUGAGUCGAAGCGAGAUGGCAAUUGGGAACUUUACCGGGUUGAUAUCACCGGUGAAAACCUCCAGCGAUUGACAAACAAUGACAAGACCGACAGAAGGGCAAAUUGGUCAGUCGGAGGCAUCCUCUUUGAAAGCCAGCGCGAUGGCAAUUAUGAGAUUUAUCGCAUGGAUCCGGAUGGAAACAACCAAGUCAAUCUCAGCAAUGACCCCGGUAGUGAUAAUAACCCUAUCUGGUCACCUAAAGGGAGAAGAAUCCUAUUUGAAUCCAGACGCGAUGGCAAUCGAGAGAUCUAUACCAUGAACGCCGAUGGCGGCGGUCUAGUGAACAUCAGCAACAAUCCUGAUGGCGAUGACACCUAUGCACGAUGGAAUCCGGUCUUUGAACUCCGUUCUGUCGAACCACAGGAGAAAUAUUUUACAACCCUUGGAGACAUCAAACGCACCAGUUGA